Orbilia oligospora ATCC 24927 is the source of this 663-nucleotide messenger RNA. RefSeq lists its product as uncharacterized. The coding region runs from base 1 to 663 and encodes 220 amino acids. Lineage: Eukaryota; Fungi; Ascomycota; Orbiliomycetes; Orbiliales; Orbiliaceae. The record is from RefSeq and is a predicted model, not a curated record. The transcript has a single exon.
AUGCAUCAAAUAAUAGUAUGCAACUCUUCUGAUUACUUUAAGUCUCUUUGUGCCGGUGCCCCAGCCGAUGAGCUCGGAUGCAAACUAUUGUCAUUUGACACGACACCACGCGCAUUUGAGGUCAUCGGACUUUGGGUAUACGGAGAUCAAGAUCUUGAAAACCACAGGGAUACAAAAGCGAUAGAAGAAGCCUUGGUUUACACGGAAUCUGUAGGGAUGGAGGAUUUGCGAGUAGAACUGUUAGAAGGUUUCAUGAAACUCAAGCUACAAAUAACGUGCAAUACUGCGAAUGGAUAUAGGAUGGCACCGGAAUCACUGACUUCCGAGGCUCAAUGGAACAUCUUUGAGGAAAUAUGCGAGCACAGUUUACCUAGAGAUCUGAGCACCGUGGGGGUCUUUGUUGCUGGCAAUCUCCCUGGAGUCAAUCCUUCACCAACUUGGCUUAGACAACUUUCUACCGAAUCAAAGAAUGGCUUUAUGGCAGCGGCCUUAAUUGAACAGAAUCCCCAGAUUCUAUGUCAAGAAAAUAACGAUAUAUUUUCGUUCUUUGCAAAUAUCAAGUGUGGUUUUCCAUGGAGCCCUGGGGUUGGCUUAGGUAGGAACGAGGUUUCGCAGGUGGAUGAUACGGCUAUGCAAAUCAAAUUCGCGGCUCUUAAUCUUUAG